Messenger RNA from Bactrocera tryoni, 5629 nucleotides. RefSeq names its product rho-associated protein kinase 1. Gene Ontology annotation, biological process: actomyosin structure organization; embryonic morphogenesis; mitotic cytokinesis. Gene Ontology annotation, molecular function: small GTPase binding; ATP binding; Rho-dependent protein serine/threonine kinase activity. Gene Ontology annotation, cellular component: cytoskeleton; cytoplasm. NCBI's taxonomy places the organism in Eukaryota, Metazoa, Arthropoda, Insecta, Diptera, Tephritidae. The transcript has 12 exons. The record is from RefSeq and is a predicted model, not a curated record. The coding region runs from base 976 to 5133 and encodes 1385 amino acids.
AAAGUUUAAUAAAUUUUAUAAAAAGUAGCAAAUAAACGUUACAUUUAAUUGUACCGAACUACAAGUACAUAUAGAAACACAGGAAGAUGGAGUAAAUUAAGUGUGCACCAGGAUACACUACAACCCUAUAGGGGGAAGAAACAAAAACAAUGAUUCACAAGUGAAGACAAUCACCCAAAAGCGAUAAAAAAUGUUUGCAGUAGUAAAAAGUCACGACCGCUCAACAAAUUAGGAACAAAACAACGCUAUAAAAUAACAAAGUGAAAAUAUUUUUUUUUUUUUUGUGAAGUUUUGACGUCAAAAACAGUUUAAAGAGACACAACAAACUGUCGGAAGUGUCAAAAAUCGCGUAACUCAUAGGCAAAAUGCUCGCAAAGGCUAAAGUCCGUGGUGAAUAAGUAGAGACACAUUUUAUUGUCAUUGGAUGAAGACAGCAAAAAAUUGUCGCCAGCUAUAUGAAAAAUAGACAAAUGGCGGACAAUGACCUACUUAGAAAGUAGCUGUUGAUUUGUGCACUAAAAGUUCUUUUUUAUGUUUACUCUGUUUAGCUAUUUGGAGCAUAAGUCUUGCAUCUUAGAAUUCUCGUUACAACGGUUAUAACCGCUACUCACCAACGUCAUCUUCGGCGUGGAGUUUGUGGCGGAAGUGCGUUACAUACGUACAAUUCGUUUUAAUGUCGCUACUGCCCCCAACACAAGCCACAGCACCCGAAGCAUUGUCUAAAAUAAUAUUUAUAACGAUAAUGCCAAACGCCGCCAGCGAGCGGCAAUCCAAUGCAAAAGCGUGCAACUGAUGCUACUAUGCGGUGGAGCACAGUGUGUGCGACAAACACGAUAAACAAAAGCAACAUUAAUAACAAAGAUAGCAACACAACAAAGACAAUAAUUAAAAUAUUUCCUUUUAUUUGUGUGUAUUCGAAAGCAAAUCGCCGCGAAUCAAAUACAACAGAAAAACAAGCACAUCAAACGCGACACUAUGGAUGAGGAACGGAAGAGACGCGCCCAGGCAUUGGAGCGUGAGAUGCGCGAUCCACACAGUAUUUGCAACAUCGACUGCCUACUGGAUACAGUGAAUGCGUUGGUUAACGAUUGUGAUCAUGAAUCAUUGAAGCGUCUAAAGAAUAUCGAGCAAUAUGCCACCAAAUAUAAGCCGAUGUCAAAGCAGAUUUGCCAGCUGCGUAUGAAUGUCGAAGACUUUGAUUUUAUCAAACUGAUCGGCGCCGGCGCCUUUGGCGAAGUGCAACUGGUGCGACAUAAAUCCUCGCGGCAAGUGUACGCCAUGAAACGGUUAUCCAAAUUCGAAAUGAUGAAGCGUCCCGACUCCGCCUUCUUCUGGGAGGAGCGUCACAUUAUGGCACACGCCAAUUCAGAUUGGAUCGUGCAACUACAUUUCGCCUUUCAGGAUGCCAAAUAUUUAUACAUGGUCAUGGAUUAUAUGCCGGGCGGCGAUAUUGUCUCGCUGAUGUCCAUGUAUGAGAUACCGGAGAAGUGGGCCAUAUUCUAUACAAUGGAGGUUGUGCUCGCGCUGGACACCAUACAUAAUAUGGGUUUUGUGCAUCGUGACGUGAAGCCGGAUAAUAUGCUGCUCGAUCAUCAUGGCCACUUGAAGUUGGCCGAUUUCGGCACAUGUAUGCGCAUGGGUCCCAAUGGCUUGGUGGUGUCGAGCAAUGCCGUCGGCACGCCGGAUUACAUCAGUCCUGAGGUGUUGCAAUCGCAGGGUGUGGAUAAUGAGUAUGGACGCGAAUGCGAUUGGUGGUCAGUUGGUAUUUUCCUGUACGAAAUGCUUGUGGGCGAUACACCAUUCUACGCGGAUUCGCUUGUGGGCACGUACGGUAAAAUUAUGGAUCACAAGAAUUCGUUGAGCUUUCCCGCUGAGGUGGAGAUUAGUGAGAGCGCCAAAUCGUUGAUGCGUGCGUUUCUCACCGAUCGUACACAGCGUUUGGGUCGGCAUGGCAUCGAUGAAAUCAAGGCGCAUCCGUUCUUCGAAAACGACACUUGGACGUUUGACAACAUACGCGAUAGCGUGCCACCAGUAGUGCCCGAGCUGUCCUCUGAUGAUGAUACGCGCAACUUCGAGGAUAUCGAACGCGAUGAGUCGCCGGAGGAGGUGUUUCCCACACCCAAAUCGUUCGAUGGAAAUCACCUGCCCUUCAUUGGUUUCACAUAUACCGGCGAUUAUCAGCUACUCUCCAAUGACACUGUCGACGCCGAGGCAAAGGAGUCGGCGAAUGCGAUCGCCAACCACAGUCACCGGCAUCGUCCUUCCAAUUCAAAUGAAAUCAAACGUCUCGAGGCACUGCUCGAACGCGAGCGCAAUCAUUCCGAAACGCUGGAGAGGCAAGACAAGGCGCUGCGUCAACAAAUCGAACUGAUUAGUAAGCGUGAAGCUGAAUUGCAGCGCAUCGCCUCCGAGUAUGAAAAAGACCUGGCGCUGCGGCAGCAUAACUACAAAGUGGCCUUGCAGAAAGUCGAGCAGGAGAUAGAUCAACGUAAAAAGACUGAGGCAAUGCUCGCCGAGGCGCAGCGCAACCUCGACAACGAGCAGAAGAUACGCACACGCGAGAUGAACAAUAAUCUGCAUCACAAUGAGAAGAUCGUCACGCUGGAGAAACAGCUCAAAGAAAUGGAGGAGAAUUUCAAGAACGAGAACGAGCACGUGCAAAGACUCAAAAAGCAGGUGGCCGAAUUGGGUUUAACACAACAAGAGUUGGAGGGCAAACUGGCGCAAUUGCAGGCAUUGAUUGCCACCUUACAAUCUCAAAAGGAUGCGCUGCAGCAAGAAGUAGCCGAAACGCAAGCGCAGCUGGCACAAGAGAAAAAUGGACGCUCACAGCUGAAAGAACAGGUCAAGGAGUCUGAGAAUAAACUGCAAACCAUGGCGAAUGACUUGGAACGCGUGUCGCAGCGCGAGCAGCAAGCGCACGAGGACAAUCGCGUGUUAACCGAGAAGAUCUCUGAUCUGGAGAAGGCGAAUGCUAGUCUGGACUUUGAGCUCAAGGCGUUGCAGAGUCGUUAUCAGCAGGAAGUGAAAGCGCACCAAGAAACCGAGAAGUCGCGCAUGCUCAGCCGCGAAGAGGCGAAUCUACAGGAGGUAAAAGCGCUACAGACCAAGCUAAACGAGGAGAAGUCAGCGCGCAUUAAGGCCGACCAAAACUCACAAGAGAAGGAACGCCAGUUAAGCAUGCUGUCGGUGGACUAUCGUCAAAUACAGCAACGCUUGCAAAAGUUAGAGGGUGAAUGCCGCCAAGAAACGGAGAAAGUAAUGGCGUUGCAGUCGCAGAUCGAACAGGAGCACUGCAAAAAGAACACACUGCUAUCCGAGCUGAGUUUGCAGAGCUCCGAAGUUGCGCAUCUGAAAUCGCGCGAAAACCAACUGCAGAAGGAGGUCAGCUCCUUGCGCGAGGCGAAGCGUAAAUUCGAAGAGGAAAUUUCGCAAAUCAAAAACACGUUGAACAAGGAAAUUCUCUUGAAGCGCGAAUAUCAGGAUCAACUGGAAGCCGAACAGUAUUUCUCACGCCUCUACAAAACACAAGCGAACGAACAUCGUGAAGAGAUAUCGGAGCGCUGUCGUGAAAUACAGGAUCUGAAAGAGGAACGCACGUCGCUUAAACACCAAGUACAAGUGGCUGUGGCGCGUGCGGACUCUGAAGCGUUGGCGCGCUCCAUAGCUGAGGAGACCGUGGCCGAUCUGGAGAAGGAAAAGACAAUCAAGGAGUUCGAAUUGAAGGACUUCAUGACCAAAUAUCGCAAUGAAUUGGCAGCGAAGGAGGCGGCUCUUACGACGGCUAAGGAAACCGAAACCGAGUAUGUCAAAAAAUUGAACCAGAAGAAUGCGGAAACCGACGAACUCUUGCAACAACAAAAGAAACUGCAAGACGAAAUGUCGCAACUGCGCGCCACCAAGGACGAAGAGCUCGCCAAGCUCAAGGAGAAACUGCAAACCGAAAUGCUGCUGAAGCAGGUGGCUGUCAACAAACUGACCGAGGUGAUGAAUCGGCGCGACACGGACUUGCAAAAGCAAAAAGGCAAAGCGCGCUCAUCCGCCGAGUUGCGUAAGAAGGAGAAAGAGAUGCGUCGACUGCAACAAGAGCUUUCGCAAGAGCGCGAGAAAUACAACCAGUUGUCGCAAAAACUGCAAGACGUGCAGAGCCAGAUCAUCGAAGACAGUCAUAUCAAGCAAAAGCUACAAAUGGAAAUCGACUGCAAAGCCACGGAAAUCGAGCAGCUGCAGUCGAAGCUCAAUGAAACCGCCUCUUUGUCAUCAGCCGACAAUGAUCCCGAGGACACCCAAGUGCUUGAUUCGGUGUUCGAGGGCUGGUUAAGUGUGCCAAAUAAACAGAAUAUACGCCGUCACGGCUGGAAGCGGCAAUAUGUGAUUGUGUCAUCGCGCAAAAUUAUCUUUUACAAUACCGAAAUCGACAAACAGAAUACAAUCGAUCCUGUGCUUAUAUUAGACUUAAGCAAAGUAUUCCACGUGCGUUCUGUGACGCAGGGUGAUGUGAUACGCGCCGAUGCCAAAGAGAUACCACGCAUUUUCCAGCUACUCUAUGCCGGCGAGGGCGAAGCGCGGCGUCCAGAUGAACAAAAUCAAUUGGAUAUCAGUCAGUUGUUGGCGGACGAACGGCCCAGCACCAUUAUGUAUAAAGGUCACGAAUUCGUGCACAUAACAUAUCAUAUGCCAACGGCCUGCGAGGUCUGUACAAAACCAUUGUGGCACAUGUUCAAGCCACCAGCGGCGUAUGAAUGUAAACGUUGCCGCAAUAAAAUCCACAAGGAGCAUGUAGACAAUAAUGACCUGCUGGUGCCGUGCAAGCUGCAUCACGAUCCGCAUACUGCCAAAGAAAUGCUGCUGCUGGCCGGCACGCCCGACGAGCAGCAUCUGUGGGUGACACGCCUCUCCAAGCGCAUACAGAAGUUCGGCUACAAAGCCAACUCGUCAUCGAACAAUAACAGCGGCGGCGGCGAUGGCAGCAAAAUAUCGCCAAGUCGACUGAAAUGGCAACCGUCAAUAACGUCACAACACUCACAACAAACACAACAACGGCACUCCUCACCGCCAACACCGCCACCAAAACCAUUGUCACUGCAACGGCAAAAAUCACAACCACCAAUAUUUUACAACAACAACAAAUGAAACGAAUGCACAAAUUGUAAUUGAAACUGUAAUAACAAUAACAAAAACAACAACAACAAUUGCUGUUGUGCAGCAGCAACUUUGCGGAACAGCAACAACAACAACUAAUAAGACUAUCAAAUAGCCUGCGCAACAGUUUUAUUAAACGCUUUCGUACAAUCACACGCGGCGAUUAGUGUGUGAGUUUUAUGAAAAAAAAUUAAAAAAUAUAUAAUAACGGUAAUAUGUAUAUUGACUCUAAUAUAUUGAGUAGCGUAAUUCUUAAGACACAAAAUUCGCUAAGUAAUCAAAAAAAAAAAAGAAAAUCCUUGGACUAAGUUUGCGCACAUUGCAGGAUUUUUCUUUGUACUAACAUAUUUUAGAAUGUAUGUAUAUGUAUGUAUAUUUAUUUUUGCUUUAAGUUCUUACUUGUUUUUAGGUUAUGUUGAAGUUGCUCAAGCUUUUGUACUUAAUAAUUUUAAAAAUAUAUUUAUAUAUUUAAUAUUUACCAUACAAA